UACUUUCACUUGCCUCUUCUCGAAAAAGCAGGGACUGUUUGUCGUGAGGUUGUGUGCUCCUUCGUUUUAGGCCACACAACCCACUCUUUUCGUGAUAUAAUUUAAAAAAAACCAAAAAAAUUCAUAAAAUAUAUAAAAGCAUAAAAAAAUAGUAAAAUAACUUUAAAAUACCAUAAAACUUUGAGCAGACACAUCGAGGAAAAAUGGCUUCGCUUUACGUUGGAGAUUUGCACGCGGACGUCACCGAGGCCAUGCUUUUCGAGAAGUUCUCGACCGCAGGCCCUGUCCUUUCCAUCCGAGUUUGCCGCGACAUGAUCACACGUCGCUCCUUGGGCUAUGCCUACGUGAAUUUCCAACAGCCUGCUGAUGCUGAGAGAGCCCUAGACACAAUGAAUUUUGACAUGCUGAAGGGUCGCCCAAUUCGUAUUAUGUGGUCGCAGCGUGACCCAUCCCUGCGCAAGUCUGGCGUAGGCAACGUGUUCAUCAAGAACCUUGACAAGACCAUCGACAACAAAGCUAUGUACGAUACCUUCUCCGCCUUUGGCAACAUACUCAGCUGUAAGGUGGCUACUGACGAGACCGGUAAUUCAAAGGGCUAUGGGUUUGUCCACUUUGAGACUGAAGAAGCUGCCAACAAGUCCAUCGACAAGGUCAAUGGCAUGUUGCUCAACGGCAAAAAGGUGUACGUGGGCAAAUUCAUCCCCCGCAAGGAGCGCGAAAAGGAACUUGGCGAGAAGGCUAAGCGUUUCACCAAUGUCUACAUCAAGAACUUCACCGACGACAUAACUGAUGAGCAGCUCAGAGAUAUGUUUGAGAAGUACGGACGCAUAACUAGCCACAAGGUCAUGAUUUCCGACGAUGGCAAGAACAAGGGCUUUGGAUUUGUUGCCUUUGAGGACCCAGAGGCCGCUGAGAGAGCUUGUGAUGAAUUGAACACUAAGGACUUCAAUGGAAAGCCACUCUAUGUCGGAAGAGCUCAGAAGAAGGCAGAAAGACAGCAGGAGCUCAAGAGGAAGUUUGAGCAGCUGAAGAUCGAACGCAUGAAUCGCUACCAAGGAGUCAACUUGUAUGUCAAGAAUCUUGAUGACACCAUCGAUGAUGAGCGUCUGAGGAAGGAAUUCACCCCGUUCGGAACCAUAACGAGCGCCAAGGUUGUCAUGCUGGAGGAUGGAAGGAGCAAGGGUUUCGGCUUUGUCUGCUUCUCUUCUCCGGAGGAGGCGACCAAGGCUGUGACGGAGAUGAAUGGACGGAUAGUGGGUUCCAAGCCCCUGUAUGUGGCCCUGGCCCAGCGCAAAGAAGACCGCAAGGCUCAUCUGGCCUCCCAGUACAUGCAACGCAUGGCCAAUAUGCGUAUGCAGCAAAUGGGACAAAUGUUCCAGUCUGCUGGAGGCGCCGGAUACUUCAUGCCAACCCUCACCCAGCCUCCUCAGCGCUUCUAUAACACCCAGAUGGCGCAGAUCCGACCUCAGCCCCGCUGGCCAGGACAGCCUCCUGUGCGUCCCUCUACCCAGACUGCCAGCGGAUCCGCCUUCCCCACUAUGCCACAGACCUUCCGCUCCGUACAGCGCGCACCUACCAGCCAGCCUGCCAUGCGUAGCUCCAUCUCGGCCAGGCCCAUUACUGGACAGCAGGGUGCAACUGCCAUUCCAGGACGUGCUCCGAUGCCGGCUGGAGUGGCUGUUUCGGGACAGGCGCGUCCUGCCAACUAUAAGUACACCGCCAACAUGCGCAACCCACCUCAAGCCAUGCCGCAGGCCCAGCAGCCCCAAGUGCAACAGGCCGUGCUCAUCCAAGGCCAGGAGCCUCUGACGGCUUCUAUGUUGGCUGCGGCCCCUCACAAUGAGCAGAAGCAAAUGCUGGGAGAACGUCUCUUCCCGCUCAUCCAAAGGAUGUAUCCCGAGCUCGCCGGUAAGAUCACUGGCAUGUUGCUCGAAAUAGACAACUCCGAGUUGCUGCACAUGUUGGAGCACCACGAGUCCCUCAAAGCAAAGGUGGAGGAAGCCGUUGCUGUGUUGCAGGCUCACCAGGCCAAGCAGGCGGCCAAAAAAGAUUAAAAAGUAAAAACCACAUAAUAAUGACAAAAAAUACAAAAAAAUUGUAAAACUUUGGAAACAGCAGAGUGUUCUGCAACUUUUUCAGAAAAGAGGCACGUUGAGACAAAAAAAAGCGUAAAAUAAUGAAAGCCCAAAAAAUUUCUCAAUAACUUGUUCUUUUUCAUUCCUGCUUGACUAGUUCAAUGGUCACUGCAAACGGUUUUGGUUAAUGUAAGCAAAUCUGCAUUUUUCAACGCAAGGAAAGUGAAAUGUGAACAUGUCAAAACCAGAUGUAUUAAGCUGUUCAGCUUCAAACUGGGUUGAACAAUUACUUUAUUUUCAACGUUUAGCUGGAUUUUGUUACUAUUACACAGAGGAAUUGGAAAACGCCUUGUAAGAUGUAUCUCUAAUUACUUCAAGAAUAAACUUUCCUCACAUUAAA
Neocloeon triangulifer is the source of this 2475-nucleotide messenger RNA. It is a transcript of the gene pAbp, whose product is annotated as polyadenylate-binding protein 4-like. Gene Ontology annotation, cellular component: cytoplasmic stress granule; ribonucleoprotein complex; cytosol. The record is from RefSeq and is a predicted model, not a curated record. The transcript is spliced from 5 exons. Lineage: Eukaryota; Metazoa; Arthropoda; Insecta; Ephemeroptera; Baetidae. Bases 204 to 2054 code for a protein of 616 amino acids. Gene Ontology annotation, molecular function: mRNA 3'-UTR binding; poly(U) RNA binding; poly(A) binding.